CAGAAAUCUUUUUUGAUCAUGGCUUUGGUGGCAGAGCUUCUGCAGCCCGUCAUCACCGGGACACUGUUAGGAUUGGUGAUGAUGAUCCUGCUGAUUAUUUAUCUCCUCUCAUCCGAUGCUCGUUCUCAGAAAGAAGGAAAGGAACCUCCAGGUCCCAAACCACUACCUUUGCUAGGAAACCUGCUGAGUAUUGAUCUCAAGAGACCCUACCUGAGUCUAUGUGCAAUGUCAAAACAGUACGGAUCUGUGUUCACUGUGUAUUUUGGGCUGAAGAAAAUGGUUGUCCUGGCAGGAUAUCAAACUGUCAAGCAAGCGCUAGUCAAUUAUGCAGAGGAAUUCGGAGCGAGAGAUAUAACCCCACUUUGGAAUGACUUUAACGAAGGACAUGGAAUUUUGUUUGCCAACGGUGACUCCUGGAAAGAGAUGAGACGUUUUGCCAUCAGCACCCUUCGAGACUUUGGGAUGGGCAAGAAAAAGAGCGAGGAGAAGAUUAUAAAAGAGACAAAGUAUUUGAGCAAAGUGUUUGAAGAAUUUAAGGGAAAACCAUUUGACACCACACAGCCAGUCAAUUAUGCUGUCUCGAAUAUCAUCUCAGCCAUCGUGUACGGAAGCAGGUUUGAAUACAGUGAUCCUCAGUUUACAGCCAUGGUUAACCGGGCCAACGAGAACAUUAGACUCAGUGGCUCCCCUUCCCUUCAGAUCUACAAUCUGCUUCCCUGGCUUCACCCCUUGAUAAAGAACUGGAAACUCAUCAUAAAAAAUCGUAAUAGGAAUAUAAAGGAGAUAAAAAAACUUGCAGACAAUCUGCGAGAGACCCUGAACGUCCAGGAUAUCAGAGGCCUGGUUGACUGUUUUCUAUUACGCUUGAAAACUGCAGAGGAAUCAAGAGAUACGAACACUCACUACCAUGAGAAGAAUCUCCAUAACACAGUUGCUAAUCUGUUUGCUGCUGGCACCGACACCACUAGCACAACACUGCGCUGGGCUCUUCUGCUUAUGGCCAAGUACCCACAAAUACAGGACCGUGUCCAGGAGGAGAUUGACAGGGUUGUUGGGGGUCGACCGUUGGUACUGGAUGACAGAAAGAAUUUACCUUACACAGAUGCAGUGAUCCAUGAAACUCAGAGACUGGCUAACAUCGCACCAAUGAGUAUUCCUCAUGUUACCAACUGUGAUGUUCAUUUUCAAGGCUUCUUUAUUAAGAAGGGUACUACUGUGAUUCCACUCCUGGCGUCUGUACUGAAGGAUGAGCGUGAGUGGGAAAGCCCUCACACUUUCAACCCAGCCCAUUUUCUUGACGAGCAGGGCCGAUUCGUUAAGAGAGACGCCUUCAUGCCCUUUUCUGCAGGACGCAGGGUGUGUCUGGGAGAGAGUCUGGCCAGGAUGGAGCUCUUCCUGUUCUUCACCUCAUUGCUGCAGCAGUUCCGAUUCACACCUCCACCAGGAGUGUCUGAAGAACAACUGGACCUUACGGCAGCUGUGGGCUUUACAUUGAGCCCUACGCCACAUGAGCUGUGUGCAGUUGUUCGCAACGGACAACACACCAACGUUGAGUCUGGAUAUUAGAGCAGCACGGUUUAUUACUCUUUACUAAAAGCAUUGUUUCUUAUUAUACUAUUUUAUAGUUUUAUAUACGUAGCUUGCACAAGCUUUGUUAGCCCCCUUUCAUGCUGUUCUUCAAUGGUCAGGACCCCCACAGGACCACCACAGAGUAGGUAUUAUUUAGGUGGUGGAUGAUUCUCAGCACUGCAGUGAAACUGACAUGGUUCGUUUUCUGUGACUGUGAUUGGUACUUUGUCUUAAGAAAACUUUGCAUGUACAAAAUUAUGAAAAGUGAAUGAAUAUAAUAUAAAAUAAAAUUGGAAUAAUAGUC
This is a messenger RNA of Trichomycterus rosablanca, 1873 nucleotides long. Its product is annotated as cytochrome P450 2K1-like. The record is from RefSeq and is a predicted model, not a curated record. Lineage: Eukaryota; Metazoa; Chordata; Actinopteri; Siluriformes; Trichomycteridae. Gene Ontology annotation, cellular component: intracellular membrane-bounded organelle; cytoplasm. Gene Ontology annotation, molecular function: heme binding; oxidoreductase activity, acting on paired donors, with incorporation or reduction of molecular oxygen, reduced flavin or flavoprotein as one donor, and incorporation of one atom of oxygen; iron ion binding. The transcript is spliced from 9 exons. Gene Ontology annotation, biological process: xenobiotic metabolic process. The coding region runs from base 19 to 1566 and encodes 515 amino acids.